Molecule: messenger RNA, 1815 nt
Organism: Ylistrum balloti
Lineage: Eukaryota; Metazoa; Mollusca; Bivalvia; Pectinida; Pectinidae
Product: arrestin domain-containing protein 3-like
Exons: 7
Coding region: 315-1589 (424 amino acids)
Biological process (GO): protein transport
Cellular component (GO): cytoplasm
Source: RefSeq, a predicted model, not a curated record
UUUCAUCAACUCAGGUGAUCACAUUUCAUGAAAAAUUAAAGUGUAACGAAACGUAUGGGUUAUAUUACCUCCGGGAGACAUGUCUCUUGAUUCGUAUGAUAAUACAUACAGCAUAGAGGAGUGAGCUCAUUCAAGCGACAAUUGCGACAGAUUAAAGUUGGCCACUAUUGUCUUACAGGUUUUCUAUUUGGAAAGAAAUCAAUGGAACUGUUAGGAUUGAAGUUUCUAUCAUCAUGACAAAUUGAUAAUUGUGAGAACUGACUUCAACCUCAUCAACUUUUAUAGACGACAUAAAAUGUGAAAAGUGUUUCAACAUGCCUAAAUUGAAGAGCUUCUAUAUAACUUUUACUAACACCAAUGGAGUUUGUUUUGCUGGAAGAGAGCUCGGAGGAGCCGUAGUAUUGGACUUGGCAAGCAGAUACAAGAUGAAAGCACUCCGAUUACGUUUCCGUGGCUACGCCUUAGUUCACUGGACAGAACAUCACUCAAGUGGUCAAGGCAAGAGUAAGCGGACAGUGACCAAACACUACACGGGCGAGGAGCUAUAUUUUGACCAUACGGUUGUGCUGUUUGCAUCCACUAAUGAUCAGUGUGAGACAAUUGAUGUUGGACAGCACAAAUUUCCCUUUGAGUUCCAUGUACCUUCUACAUGUCCCACGUCGUAUGAGGGCACAUGGGGUCGCAUCCGGUAUGAAGCUGUGGCUACUAUUGAAAAGAUGUUUGGUGUUGGCCAUUCAACGAUUAGUGGUUUCACUGUACUCAGCCACUUUGAUUUAAAUGAAGAUCCUCGGGCACGGGAGAGUACCACGGCAGAGAAUGAGAUGUCCCUUUGUUGUCUGUGCUGCAAGUCUGGCCCAAUCACAGCAUCUCUUUUCCUGGACUGUGUUGGAUUCGUUCCAGGGGAGCGUAUACCGAUCCGAGCUGAAAUACUUAACCAAAGUAAUAGAAAAAUUGCGGGCAUGACCGCGUCGCUGCAAAUGAUUGUCAAGUAUUAUGCCGUAAAGAAGGUUAGAACGCAUACAAACAUUAUCGCCUCGGUCACCAAGUCUGAUUUCACCUCGGCAAAAUCAAAACUGGUCACAUGGUCUGGUGACAAACUUGUCGUGCCUGCUGUUCCGCCUUCCUUCGUAUCUGGCUGCCACAUAGUCGACAUCAGCUAUGUCUUAGAGCUGAUUGUAAACCCUGCCGGCCCUUCCUUCAAUCUACCUGUUAGGAUGGAGGUUAUCGUUGGGACCAAACCUCUCAAGGAAUCCUGGAAUACUCAAGGAAAGUCCAAUGACAGACUCAAUCGAACUCCCGACCAAAUAGAGACAGACGAUGCAAAAUAUUUGGAAAAUAAUGGAGCGCAUCCUACAGGGAAACACACCAAUGCUGACCAGGUCAACACCAGAGAGAUAAAGGAUGAGAUGGGCUCUACAAGCAAUGAACCAGAGAUGGUAUUUGGGGAGUGUAUCCUCGGAUCCGCAGACCUCGUGGAUAAUGACGAAUUUGAAGAGAUUCCAGGACCCGUUAAUUUCACGCCAAUGUAUCCCUACUACAGCCUUACAAACAAUCAAUCGUCCUUUGAUAGAAGUCCAAACAAACAUUGAUAUGACAUUAUUUUGAUCUUUAUCUCUGUUGAGUCAACUGUGAUCCACCUUACAUUUAGUUAUGCGUAACAGCAGUGACAUCUUUAUGGACAUUUUUCCAUACUUGACCAAGCCAUUAAAACAAUAUUUGAUAUAUGACUUCACACAACUUCAUGGAUAUUUUUUUCCAUAUUUCACCAAGCCAUUAAAAAGACAUUUAAUACAUAGCUUCAGACCAUUUUUUUUU